Messenger RNA from Eruca vesicaria subsp. sativa (arugula), 597 nucleotides. Lineage: Eukaryota; Viridiplantae; Streptophyta; Magnoliopsida; Brassicales; Brassicaceae. The record is from the annotation of a GenBank genome assembly.
AUGUCCUCCUCAUGGAGAAAGUACGAGACCCGUAAGAGAGACCCAAACCCUAAAAACGUCGCACUUCUCGUCAUCGAUUUACAAAACUACUUCUCCUCCAUGGCCAAGCCUAUCCUCCACAACGCUCUCACCACCAUCGACCUCUGCCGACGCGCCUCUAUCCCCGUAUUCUUCACGCGCCACGUCCACAAAUCCCUUACUACUGACACAACCAUGCUCGGUGAGUGGUGGAACGGUGACCUGAUCCUCGACGGCACCCCUGACUCCGAGCUUAUAGCUGAGAUCGGUCGCCAAGUUAAAGGACAAGAAGAGGUCGUGGAGAAGAACACGUACAGUGGGUUUCACAACACGUGUCUCCAGGAGAAGCUGGUGGAGAUUGGAGUUGAGGAAGUGAUCGUGAUUGGUGUGAUGACGAAUCUUUGCUGUGAGACGACGGCGCGUGAGGCGUUUGUUAGAGGGUUUAGAGUUUUCUUCUCGACGGAUGCGACUGCUACGGUUAAUGAGGAGCUUCACCAUGCAACUCUCAUGAAUCUAGCUUAUGGCUUUGCUUAUUUCGUGGACUGCGAUAGACUCAGGCGUGGGCUUUUACGUAAUUAA